UACACAUCCACUUGAAAGUUGUUCCAUACAACCCACAAUAAUAAAUCGAUUUUAGGCAAUUGUCAAACGUCAACGAAAAAUAUUUACAACCGAAAUCGUUGUGGUUGAAAAUUGAGUGUCUGAAAAAAUAACUGGACGAUCAAUUGACUGACAUUCGGAAGAAAAAUAUUCAAAAUAUCUGAAAAUGUUUUUUUGACACCUGCACUCCGCUUGAAGCGAUUCUUUGUUUUUAGGAUUUAUCAGCUGUUCAGUUAACGAAAUCGUUUUAACGGUGUUACGUCCGCGUUUACAUACCAAAGUGUCUAUAGUUUUCGAAAUUGUUGAUUUUUUCUUCUUUCAAUUUGCUAUUUUUGCACUUUGAUGAAAUAUACAUGACUUGACAAAAUUGGUAUCUUUUGAUUGGAGUUCAAAUUUGUUUAUUUUCCGUGUAAUGAAACUUGGUCUAAAUAUUCCAAAACGAUCUUUGGCAAAAAUUUUAAUAUUUGACGAAUUCGUUAUUUUACCAACUUUUCAUUGGUGGGACGUGGGAAUCCCCGAUAUGCGUUUUGACUCUGUCAAAACCAGUUUCUGUUUGCAUUCAAUUGUUGAUUGACCAACGAUAGACAUUAUAAAAAAAGCUGCAUUCAAGUGCAAAAUGUCAGAACUUGAUAUGCUGAUUUCAAUGGGAUUUUCCAAAGAGAGAGCGGAGCAAGCUUUAACUGAAACAGGCAAUGCCGGCAUUGAAUUGGCAUUGGAGUGGAUGUCCAUUAUCGACAAUUGUACAAUAGUGAAGCCGACCGAUUCUCAUUUCGAAGAAGCAACGCAUCACCAAGCAUCACACGAAAAUGUACCUAGUGAUGCACUAGCUAGUAACGGAAAAUCUGGAUCAUCCAAUACCUCAACCAAUUCUAACCAAACAACACGCAUACUCAUUCGUCUACUCAAUGGCAAGCAAAUAUCGAAGACAUUCAAUGCCAGUGACCGGCUCAACGAUGUGUUACUGUGGACUCGAUCAGUGGUUGCCGAAGAAUUCCGAUUGAUGACGAAUUUCCCGAAGAAAAUCUUUACCUCCGAGGAAUACGCGAAAUCUCUGGAUGAAUUGAACUUAGUGCCGUCGGCCGUGUUGAUUACCACACAAGUCGAGAAAUGGUGCGAUCUCCAGCAGUAUCGCGACACAAAGAAUGACGACGAAAAUCGUCGGGUCGAAGAGAAAAGGCGAAAGGAAGAAAUAGAGAAACGGCUCAAGGAAGUGGAGGAGGAGCGUUUGGCGCUGGAACGCGUUCGACGUCAAAUUGAAGACGACAAAGCUAGACGACGACAACGAUGGCCUGAUCUCUACCAGAAUGCGGGACAGCCAUCGGGAAAUCAGUUACAAUUAAAAGAUCGAUCGAAGACUAAGAAAUUAUAGUGGCCCUAAGUACGUUAAAACUACGUUAAAAAGAAUGAAAUGAAAUUGUUUUAUCAGCAAUCAGCUGAGGCGUUCUAAGUAAGGUAUGAAUAUACAUUCGAUACAUUUGAA
This is a messenger RNA of Bradysia coprophila, 1498 nucleotides long. RefSeq lists its product as uncharacterized. Gene Ontology annotation, molecular function: K48-linked polyubiquitin modification-dependent protein binding. Gene Ontology annotation, cellular component: nucleus; cytoplasm. NCBI's taxonomy places the organism in Eukaryota, Metazoa, Arthropoda, Insecta, Diptera, Sciaridae. Gene Ontology annotation, biological process: negative regulation of protein ubiquitination; negative regulation of proteasomal ubiquitin-dependent protein catabolic process; negative regulation of protein K48-linked deubiquitination. The record is from RefSeq and is a predicted model, not a curated record.